CCGCAGCCGCCGCGCUCCGCCCCGGCCCGGCGCUGGGAGGCCGUCCCGCCCGGCCCGGCCCGCGGACAGCCGGGCACGCCGGUAGUCGCGGAAGUGCAGCGCUGGCUGUGAGCCUGCCGCCGCCGCUAAGGCCGCCCCUGCAGCGUGCAACAUGGCGCUGGUGCCCUGCCAGGUGCUGCGCGCCGCCAUCCUCCUGUCCUAUUGCUCCAUCCUGUGCAAUUACAAGGCCAUUGACAUGCCCGCGCAUCAGACCUAUGGAGGCAGCUGGAAAUUUCUGACCUUCAUAGACCUGGUUAUCCAGGCUGUCUUCUUUGGGAUCUGCGUAUUGACUGACCUUUCCAGUCUUCUCACUAAAGGAAAUGACAGUCAAGAACAAGAAAGACAGCUGAAAAAACUCAUUUCCCUCCGUGACUGGAUGAUGGCUGUUCUGGCUUUCCCCAUUGGUGUGUUUGUUGUGACGAUGUUUUGGAGCAUCUAUAUCUAUGACAGGGAACUGGUUUACCCAAAGCUGCUUGAUAAUUUCAUACCAGCAUGGCUAAAUCAUGGAAUGCAUACAACAGUUUUGCCCUUUAUAUUAAUCGAGAUGAGAACAACACAUCAUCAGUAUCCCAGCAGGAGCUGUGGACUGGCUGCAGUGUGCACCUUCGCUGUUGGCUAUAUUUUAUGGGUGUGCUGGAUUCACCACGUUACAGGAGUGUGGGUGUACCCGCUUCUUGAACACCUAAGCCCAGGUGUCAAAAUAAUCUUUUUUGCAGCUGUUACUGUAAUAAUUAACAUUUUCUACGUGAUGGGAGAGGUCCUGAACAACUACAUUUGGGAUACUCAAAAAUGUAUUGAAGAAGAAAAAGAAAAGCCAAAAUUGGACUGAACAAUAGAUGCAACAUGGAGGCUUGCUCGUGGCUCCAUGGAAGAUUUCUCAUCCCCAACAGAGGUUGGCACAGAGAGGAAUCUUUUGGAAAUAAGGCAGAUAAUGGGCCCUCUGCUCAGUGCAAGGAUAUUUUGGGGGUUUAUGUGGAGGGAAAAUUGUUUUAGCUAAGAAUAAUAAUUAUGUUUAAACCUCCAUUCCUAUUUCUCCAUGAUUGCAUGUGACAUACACAUUUAAGAUGUAUACUUAUCUCCAUGGCAUUCUCAACAUGCUUUUCUUGCAUCAAGUAAGCCAUUAAAUCAUUAAGUCAUUAUGGCUUUCCAUUUCCACCAAGAAGAACAAGACCAUUCUUUGUAUUGUUUGAGAAAAACUUAACCAGAUAUGUCUAAUAUGGGGAACGAAACAAUCCAAUGUAUUUCCAAGUAUAGUGUAAAAAUAUAUUUAAAGUUAAUUGCAUGAAUGUAUCCAAAGAAGAAUUCAGUAUGACUGAAGCGUGACAUAGAAACGUAACAUGAUGUGAAGUUGCCUUAAAUUGGUGAUGUUAAUAAUUUUAUCAAUCCAGUAAGAUUUUAUUUGCCAUGUUGGACUAUCUGAAAAUGAUGCAACGUUUCUUAAUAAUGCCUAAAUAAAGAUCAAGUUAUCCCCAA
This is a messenger RNA of Coturnix japonica (Japanese quail), 1512 nucleotides long. It is a transcript of the gene AIG1, whose product is annotated as androgen induced 1. The record is from RefSeq and is a predicted model, not a curated record. Gene Ontology annotation, cellular component: endomembrane system; membrane. NCBI's taxonomy places the organism in Eukaryota, Metazoa, Chordata, Aves, Galliformes, Phasianidae.